AUGCAGGAGUCGACGUCCUCUGAGGAGGAGGAGGAGGGGGAGCACCACAGGCCGCAGGUCCAGCUGCCGCCGCCCCCCGCCAAGGGCAUCCUCAAGAAGACCAGCUCCACCGAGGCCGGCGCGCCGUCGCAGCCCACGGCGCCGCCGGAGGCAGAAAAGGAAAAGAAAAAGAAGAAGAAAAAGAAGGAAAGGGAGCGCAAGAAAAGCGCCCGGUUCGACGAGAUGAACAUCAUCGCGACGCUGCACCCGGCCGACAAGGAGUACGGCCACGACGCCAUAGACGAGCCGAAGACGCCCUUCAACUGGGAGCUCGGCGAGGGGACCUCCGCCACCACCGAGUCGGUGAGUGCCUGCGACCUAACGUCGAAGCUGCUGUCGCUGAGCUCGACGAUGCCGACGGUGGUGGAGAACCCGGCAGUGACGAACCACAACACCUCCAACACGUCGCUGUCCGAGGACCUCUCGGACGUGGACGAAGAGCGGCUGACGGAAGAUGAAAAGAAGAAGAAGCUGGAGUUCGAGCUGCGCAGGAAGGCGCACUACGACGAGUUCAAGGUCGUCAAGAAGAUGCCACCUUCCGAAGAGAGCGAUGUGGAGGGCGACAACGACGAUUCCAAGAAGAAGCGGAAGAAGGGCAAGUAG
Molecule: messenger RNA, 642 nt
Organism: Schistocerca nitens (vagrant locust)
Lineage: Eukaryota; Metazoa; Arthropoda; Insecta; Orthoptera; Acrididae
Product: protein phosphatase inhibitor 2-like
Exons: 3
Coding region: 1-642 (213 amino acids)
Biological process (GO): regulation of signal transduction
Molecular function (GO): protein phosphatase inhibitor activity
Source: RefSeq, a predicted model, not a curated record